AUGACAGAUGAUUUAGUGGGGUUGCAGAAACAGAUGGAGGAGUUGACAGCAUUGGUGAAACAGGGACAGGAUGAGUCUAACCCUCUUAAAUGGUGGAAGACUCAGGAUAAUAGGAUUUCGGCAUUGGAAUCAAGGAUGGCUACGAAUCAUGGAUAUGUGGAAGAAAUUUUGAAGAUCUUGACUGGUAGGAAGGAGGACCAAAACCAGUCUGCUGAGGACCAGGUACAGACUCCUAACUCAGUUAAUAUGAGUAGUAAACAACCUGUUAAAGUGACGGUGAUUAAUGAUAAGACUAGGUUUACUUAUAACCCUGAGGAGCCUGGAAUUCUUAAGUCUAAACCAGGAGAUUUGCCUGUCCAAGUGACUAGCUUAAAGAAUGAUAAUCUAAUGGGAGAGAACAGUGCUGCUAGGAAUCAGCUAAUGGCAGUAGAUGUGGAUAAAAGAGGUACUGGGGAGUCUUCUAACAUGUCAGGGGUAAUGUGGCAAAGACAAAAAAUUGAGCUGUCAAUUUUUGAAGGACUUAAUCCAAGAGGAUGGUUACAAAAAUGCCUUAAAUAUUUUUCUCUUUGUAAUAUUGCUUAUGAGCAAAGAGUUGAGGUGGCUACAAUGUAUUUAGCAGGGAAGGCUGAAGUUUGGUUUGAUGGUUAUAUUAUGCAAAAACAUCAUGUUACUUGGCAUGAGUUUGAGGCAGACCUAUGUCAUAGGUUCAGUGAUAAAAUUUUUGUUGAUAUUGUGGAGGAGUUCACAAAGUUAGUGCAAAAAGGAACUGUGGAAGAAUAUCAGGACAAAUUUGAAGAAUUACAGCCACAUAUGUUAUUGCAAAACCCUACACUAGGGGAAGAAUUUUUUGUUUCUCUGUUUGUGAGUGGGUUGAGGGAAGAUAUUAAACACAGAGUUAAAGUUUUGGAACCUAAGUCUCUCUCUGAGGCUUGUAGGCAAGCUAAACUGUAUGAGUUGUCUGUGGAAUUUGAGGGCAAAAGACUGAGAUCAACCUUUAGAAACUCAUCCUACCCAAAUCCUAUAUCUACUCAAAAGUCAAGUCAGUUACCAGUACAACAAAAAAAUGCAGCAAACACAUCAUCAAGGCAAAACUUACUGGAUUACAGAAGGCAAAACAAUUUAUGCUUCAAGUGUGGAGAUAAAUUUGUUCCAGGUCAUCAAUGCAAAAUUAAACAGUUAAAUAUGAUGAUUAAAGAUGAUACUGUUGUACUUCCAGAAGGUUCAGAAGAAGUAGAGCAGCCAAUGGUGCAAGAAGAGGAAAGCUUAGAAAUAUCUAUCAAUGCCAUUACUGGCUGUAUUGGGUAUAAUACCUUGAGGAUACAAGGAACAAUUCAAGGGAGACCAUUAAAUAUAUUAAUUGAUAGUGGUAGUACCCAUAGUUUCCUAACACCUCAGUGGGCUGAUGUUGGGGAUCAGAUUAACACUACUCAUCCUUUGGCUAUUACAGUAGCUAAUGGACAGCAACUCUACAGUUCAGCAAGGUGUAAUGGGGUGGAAUGGAAGAUGCAAGGUCAUUCUUUUCUGCAUGAUUUCAGACUACUUCAGUUAGGAGUGAUAUGGUUAGGGGUGGAUUGGAUGAAGUUGUUUAGUCCAAUCUUGAUGGACUUUAAUAAAAUGACAAUGAGUUUUGUGCAUAUGGGGAAGCAAAUUACUAUAAAAGGCCAACAACAGUCAAAUUUUUUGCAGCAGAUUUCAGGAGCUACUCUAUUGAAGAUGACAGCUUCUGACUCUCCUAUUUUGGGACAUGUUGUAUUAUUCAAUAUGUUGGAGGAUUCUAAGAUUAUUUCUACAGCUAUCCAGCCUCUUUUGGACCAGUAUCACUCUGUUUUUACUGAACCUACAGGACUGCCUCCUACAAGAAAUCAUGACCAUGCUAUUCCUCUUAAACCUGAAGCUACCCCUGUCAAUUUAAGGCCCUACAGAUUUCCAUAUAAUCAGAAAGCUGAGGUGGAAAGGCAGAUUGCUAAUAUGCUUUCCUCAUCUGUUAUUCAACCAAACAAAAGCCCUUUUGCUUCUCCUUGUCUCUUAAUAAAAAAGAAGGAUGGUACUUGGAGGUUUUGUGUAGAUUACAGGAAGCUGAAUAGUAUGACAGUGAAGGAUAAAUUCCCUAUUCCUGUGGUGGAGGAUCUACUAGAUGAAUUACAUGGAGCAGUCUAUUUUUCUAAAAUUGACUUAAGAUCUGGUUAUUGGCAGAUCAGAAUUAAGCCUGAGGAUAUAUACAAGACAGCUUUCAGAACUCAUCAGGGCCACUAUGAGUUCAAGUUUAUAGUACUUCUAUAG
Hibiscus syriacus is the source of this 2280-nucleotide messenger RNA. RefSeq lists its product as uncharacterized. Gene Ontology annotation, biological process: proteolysis. Gene Ontology annotation, molecular function: aspartic-type endopeptidase activity. The record is from RefSeq and is a predicted model, not a curated record. The transcript is spliced from 2 exons. Bases 1 to 2280 code for a protein of 759 amino acids. Lineage: Eukaryota; Viridiplantae; Streptophyta; Magnoliopsida; Malvales; Malvaceae.